Molecule: messenger RNA, 1127 nt
Organism: Oryzias melastigma (Indian medaka)
Lineage: Eukaryota; Metazoa; Chordata; Actinopteri; Beloniformes; Adrianichthyidae
Product: synapse differentiation-inducing gene protein 1-like
Exons: 4
Coding region: 434-889 (151 amino acids)
Cellular component (GO): membrane
Source: RefSeq, a predicted model, not a curated record
UAUACACUAACACACAUAUAUACAUAUACAUAACAAUCAAAGUCAAUGUUUGUCAAUGUUUAUGCUGCAUUUAUUACACCUGUUACACUUUUUUCAAUAAUAGUCUCAACCUGAUUUUAUUUUAUUUUAUUACAAAUCAGGUUGUGUUACCAACUUUUUUUUCUUUUCUUUUUUAACACAAGAACUUUGGUGAAAUGUUUUCCUCUUAGUUACGUUUUUAGUGUUCAAAUCACAAAAUAUGUUUCAUUAAUUGACAUUUAUCUGAUUUGAGAUGUGGACAAAAUCGAUCUAAUCUCCGCUGGUGUUUUAUUUUGAAAGUCCCAACAGGAAGUGCAUUGUUAGAUCGACUUCUUUACAAACUAAAAGCCUGUCAUCGAGUCGAGCUUUCGCACUUUGACGUCCAGCAGAAGAGAAAUCCCAAAAUCUUUAUUUCAUGGAUCCCAAGCUGACCAGAGCUCCUCCGCAGGAGUCGGGAGAAGCGCGUCUCCCGAUGGUUUACAACCCGCUCCCUCCACCUUACCAGGAGACCCCUCUCCAGGAACCUCCACCGCUACAGGCAUUUGGAAAUUUUGCAGGGGCAGGAUAUGAUCCGCCUGACUUUGUCACAGUCCAGCCCAUUCCUUACAUGGAUGAAGUUCAAAGGACACCAGUAAAAGAUUAUCUGGGCUACUCCAUCUUCACCACGCUCUGCUGCUGUCUGCCCAUUGGAAUGGCUGCACUCGUUCAGUCUGUCAUUACCCGUGAAGCAAACUUUUAUGGGAACUGGAUGAGAGCAAAGAAAAGAAGCAAAAAGGCCUUGAUACUGAACAACCUGGCUCUGGGUGCGGGGCUUUUCAUCAUCACUUCUGUUUUAGUAUUCUUUCUGUGGAUUGCCUGUCUUCGCUAUUAAGUGUUUCAAAUGACUGUCCACAACAUAGGGAUCAUAUCUACUUAUGACUGUUGAAUUUUUUUAUAAGUCCACUGAAACUGUUGUUUUUUGCUGAUGUUGAAAAAGCUUCUAAAGCUUGAAAACAAAGGAGCCAUUGUGGCAGAAAUAGUGCGUUGACUAAUGUAUGUAAUCUGUAAAAAUGUAAAUUAAAUCAGUUUUGUUUCUUUGAAUACCUUUCAUUAAAACUUCUUUAUAGGCA